This is a messenger RNA of Plasmodium cynomolgi strain B, 1986 nucleotides long. RefSeq lists its product as hypothetical. NCBI's taxonomy places the organism in Eukaryota, Apicomplexa, Aconoidasida, Haemosporida, Plasmodiidae. The transcript is spliced from 2 exons. Gene Ontology annotation, biological process: double-strand break repair via homologous recombination; DNA double-strand break processing involved in repair via single-strand annealing. The coding region runs from base 1 to 1986 and encodes 661 amino acids. Gene Ontology annotation, cellular component: site of double-strand break. Gene Ontology annotation, molecular function: flap-structured DNA binding; double-strand/single-strand DNA junction binding; single-stranded DNA binding. The record is from RefSeq and is a predicted model, not a curated record.
AUGGCGACGUUUAAAUCCAUAUGCGAAGACUCACUCAAGGAGAGAAAAGAAAAUGUCGGACUUGAGAGAGUUCUGGGGAGAGUAUUUGACGAAUUGAUAUCAGAAUUUAAGGCCAAGUUUAUUAAAAAAAUAUCCGUCCUUAUUCACGAAGUGAAGCAUAGUGACUCCGUUUUGGAAGUUGCCAAAGGGGGGGUCCACUAUAAACGGGGGAAAUAUGAAAGCAGGCAGAAGGAGCGGGAGGAAGGAAAAACACGCACUGAUGACACAUUGGGUGUUUACUUGAGUAGCUUCACAGAUUCAAAGAGGAAGAGUUUGUUCGAAAAAAUAAAGAAAGAGAUUAACGACCAGGGGGUGGACGAUGUCACUGAGAGGAGAGUCGCCAUGAAAAAAUUGAUCACAAACGGAUUCACCACUUUAGGGGAACGCAAGAUAUACGACGCGAAGGAAAAAGUGAACCUCGAGGAUUAUGGGAAGAAAAAAAUAGACGAGGUGAGUGUGUUGGAUAGAAAGGGUAGCACGGUGGGUAGCGCACGAAAUGAGCUCUCCGAUAUGCAGAGCAAAGCGGGGAGUCGGAAGUCGGGCAGGAGUGCGCGCAGCAGGGAUGUAGCUGGGGAUGGGGACGCAAAGCGGUUUGAGGAGUUGGGGAAGUUCGACGGGGUGGAGAAGCGGAACAUGUCGGAGGCGUCGGAGCAGCUGAGCAUGUCGGACAUGUCGGAGAGGUCUCACAAGUCAAGGGCGUCACACAAGUCAAGGACGUCACGGACGAACCGCCCCGGGGAAGAAGACCUUUGCAUGCCGAACGGAGAGAGCAACAAAAGUGAAAAGAAAGAUGCCUACACGAACCUCAUCAGUAAGUACACCGUGAAACGAUUGUUUUCUAAUAGACUGCACACCGACGAGCUGAGUGACACCCAUUGUGGCAGUGAUGAACGGAGAGCAGAACCACUUCGCAGUGCCCACAUUGACAAAGCGAGGAGAUACAUGCACGUACCAAAUGGCACCGCUGCAAGGGGGAAGGAACCGUCAAGCAUAAGUAACGAAUGGAAGAACGCGGAGGAUAAAAAUUACAAAAUUGUGAAAAGAGAUUUUGACGAGCGUUCGAAGAGGAGUACCAAAUCGAAGGCGAACUCGAAAGCGAACUCGUUGGGGUCGGAACAUGACCCACUUGAUUUCCUCAUCGAAGCAGAGGCUAACGAAAGGAAGGAGUUGCAGAAAACGAGGGGGAGAUCAAAUGGCAAUUUUAAUAUGCAUGACAAAGUAGAGGUGAAAUCGCACAAGGGGGACUCUACAAGUGUGAACAAAAGUGAGCAGUUAUUUUUUGAAGUCAUUAGAGGGAAAAGACGGAAGCAUCUCAAAGGCUUCGAAUGCAAAGACUGCAAAUCGUUUUAUGAGGAACUCUGUUGGGAUGGUUCCGAUGGGGGGAAAAAGUACAAACGGGGUGCGGAGCACCGACCUUGCAACAGGCACGAAGUCAGCAAACAUGCCCAAAACGAACUCUUACUUAAAAAGGAGGAAAGAGGAGAGAAGCCUACAAGAAAAAAUUACACAAGUCGAGUUAGCGAAUAUGUCAAUGAAAACUACACGAAUGGGAGAGAACCCCAUACGGCUAAGUCAUUUGGAGAGAUGGCGUUGGUAAGCAGCGCAAGAUAUUUGAAGAGUGCUGAGGAAAGUGUGGACAUGAGCUCCGGCAAGUACGCCGAAAGGUGUAUUGACAAAUUUAUGGCAAAAUUUGAGGUGAAGGGAGAGAAUAAGGACAGCUUGGUUAAGAUGGACCAAGUGCAGGAGGAGGAGUUUUACGAAGUGGACGAGGCAGAUAAGGCAGAGGAGCAGUUACCAGCGGAGGUGGCGGAGGAGGCGGAGGAUGCCGAAGAGAGACGGAAGGAAAAUAAGAAAAAAAAACUGAUUCAGUCUUUUUCGCGCCACAGGUAUCAUAGCAAAGUUAAUGAUUCGCCAAAAAAUUUCUGGAGCUUCGAUUUUUUUAAAUAA